Messenger RNA from Oryza brachyantha (malo sina), 1312 nucleotides. Its product is annotated as zinc finger protein 8-like. Gene Ontology annotation, biological process: trichome differentiation; response to gibberellin; trichome morphogenesis. The record is from RefSeq and is a predicted model, not a curated record. Gene Ontology annotation, molecular function: DNA-binding transcription factor activity. The coding region runs from base 54 to 986 and encodes 310 amino acids. The transcript has a single exon. NCBI's taxonomy places the organism in Eukaryota, Viridiplantae, Streptophyta, Magnoliopsida, Poales, Poaceae.
GCUCGUAGCUUCCUUGCCGGUGCGGCGGUGGGCGGCCGGCCGGCGACCGAUCGAUGAGCGAGCACGACACGAAGCACGUCGGAGACCUGCCGGCCACGGGCAUCGAGUCGUUCUCGCAGCUGCCGUUCGUGCGCCCGAGGCCGGCGGCGGCGGGGGCCGCCAUGACGACCGGCUCGAGCCCCACGUCCAUCCGGCUGUUUGGGUUCGAGCUCCCGCCCGACGGCGUCGGCGCCACGUCCUCCGCCGCCAACAGCGACGCUACCGCCGCAAGCACCACUGCUGCUGCGCCCGGCCAUGUGACGGUGUCCGGAGUAGUCGGUGGCGGUGGCGGCGGCGGUGGCCGUAAGUUCGAGUGCCACUACUGCUGCCGGAACUUCCCGACGUCGCAGGCGCUGGGCGGGCACCAGAACGCGCACAAGCGGGAGCGGCAGCACGCGAAGCGCGCGCAGUUCCAGAGCGCCAUGGCCAUGCAGGCGCACUACCCGGCCUACCCGGCCUACGCCAGCUACUACAGCUCGCACCGCUUCGCGCCGGCGCCGCCGCACAUGGCGGGACGCUGCGAGCCUCCGCCGCCGUACCCCUCGUGGUCCAACCACCACCACCACCACCACCUCGCGCCUUCCCCUGCACCCAUGGUGGCCAGGUACUACGGGCAGGCCGGCUCCGUCUCGCACCCGAUCAACGGCAGCCCGGUGCCAGCCACCGCGCUGUGGCGUGUCCCCGCCAUCACCGUGGCCGCGCCACUGGCCCGCCGAGAACGGCCCGCGCCGCUGUCGCUGGCCGCCGGACGUGAGGAAGAUGCAAUGGUGGAGGUAAGGAGAGGGAACGUAGUAGGCGCCGCGGCGGUGCAACCUGGCUCGCGGCUGUCGCGGUCGUCGUCUUCGUCGUCGUCGGCGUCGUCGUCCUCACAGCAUCACCACGAGCCGCGGCUGGGAGACAUCGCAGAGAUUAACAGAGAAAAUGUGAGUCUGGAUCUCACCUUGUAAUUCACCAUGAGAAAUGGGUGCGCCGAUUAAUUAGUGAGUUCUUGCCUUCUCGGUAAGUGCGAAUUAAGAAAAAAAUAAUUCUUUUUUUCUUUAGUUCGUGAAUUUGUUUAGCUAGCGAUGCUCACAAGAGACCAUUUUUUUUCUUCUUCAGUGCCCUUUUUUUUGCAGUCCUUUUUCACCGCUGCACUCAUUCGACCUCGUUCUGUAACUUCUGUUCAUCACAUUAGAUUUCUUUGUAGAAAUAGAGGUAAAUUCAAGAUGGAAAGCAGAUGGAGCAUGAAAAAUUGUGGUCUCUCUCUCUCCCCCUCUCAUUUGUCUUACUAAUU